Molecule: messenger RNA, 764 nt
Organism: Drosophila bipectinata
Lineage: Eukaryota; Metazoa; Arthropoda; Insecta; Diptera; Drosophilidae
Source: RefSeq, a predicted model, not a curated record
ACCUAAAUAAUCCACCAAACUAAUCAGACUUGGAUUUAAUUGGUAAACACCGAACUCAACACCGGCCGUUGAGGAGUUUUGUCAAAAAUCAUUGAUUGCGUUACAAUAUGCCCACAUGUAUGAAAACAACGUUCAUUCAGAUUUUAUAAUAAAGAAAACAAUAAACCAGCUGUUUAUACAGUAUUUUAGUAGCAUGGCGUGGCGUUUUCAAUAAUUUUAGUUAUUAUAAAUAAAAAAAAACACAGACUGAAGAUUCAGUUUAAAGCUUUAAUUUUUAUAAACAUGUACACCCAACUGCUAAUUAUUUUGGGUCUUAUUUGCGGUGGAAUGCUCCACCUCAGUGAAUCACAAAACACUACAUGUCCUAAUACCUGUAUAUUACAGGCUCGAUGCAAUCCAUACUCUAAAAAUUUAGUUUGGACAGUUCUCGACAAUGUUUGCCGGGUGUUUCAAAAUGGUUGUAUAUUUGGAAAUGAAAACUGUAUGAGAGCAAAUCAAUGCCUGCCACCCAUGAUUCGCACAACGAGAGAGCAUUGCAUGGCAUUCUGUCCAAGGAUGUGUUAUCGGAACUGGCCGCCAGUUUGUGGUUGGUUUCCCUAUACCAAUAGUAAUGGCACUACUGGAGAACAUUAUAGAACUUUCGGAACGCGCUGCUUUUUGAAUCUGUAUGCCUGCCAAAAUGCUGAGGCUUAUGUUAAUGAACCAAGGACUGGACCGUGCCCUUAACCAAAAGAUGAACCAUAAAUAUAGCUUAUUUGUGAAUU